Molecule: messenger RNA, 2658 nt
Organism: Drechmeria coniospora
Lineage: Eukaryota; Fungi; Ascomycota; Sordariomycetes; Hypocreales; Ophiocordycipitaceae
Exons: 6
Coding region: 1-2658 (885 amino acids)
Molecular function (GO): protein binding
Source: RefSeq, a predicted model, not a curated record
AUGCUGAAUACCCGAGCAACGCUGCGAACGCACAAGCCCAUGGACAAGCCAACGGACGGCAAAUCGACAACAUGCUACCGCAACAAGAAGCAGCAACGGCAUGCAGCGUUCAUCGGCCGACAACUGCUACCUGAACAGUUGCUGAGGAACAGCCCAAGAACAGCCCAAGAGCAGCACAAGGGCAGCAAAGGAGCAGCACAAGAGCAGCAAAGCAGCAGCACAAGAGCAGCACAAGAGCAGCACAAGAGCAGCACAAGAGCAGCACACAGCACAAGAGCAGCACAAGAACAGCACAAGAACAGCACAAGAACAGCACAAGAACAGCACAAGAACAGCACAAGAACAGCACAAGAACAGCACGAGAACAGCACAAGAACAGCACAAGAACAGUCCAACGGCGGCACGGCACAAGAACAGAACAGCACAGACCGGCACGGGGGAAAAAGCCAGCGAUUCUCUCAGCGGGCUCGCAUGCCCAAGUGGCGAAGCCAGGCAGCGGACGAGUGCCCAGUCACUCAUCGGCAGCAGGUCGCACAUCGCCAUUGCCCAGAGCAAUUCUUCGGUCUCAUCUGCUGCCUCGUCCCCGAGAGUCGAUGCGGCAGGAUGGCCCCUGCUGCAAGCCUGGGCAUGGUCCCAGACGAUGUAUUCACUCUCAUGGCAGAGAAUCUCGACUUCUUGGAUUUGCUGGCCCUCUCGCUCGUCUGCAAAGCGACGCGCAAGCUGGUCUCGUGCCUGCUCUGGAGGACCAUCGUGAUCCGGCCAAAGAAGGAAGACAGGCCGGAGCUCGUACGGAUCCGGAUCCCGCCGGGCAUUCCGCAAGAGCACAUGCGCGCCAUCUGCUUUCGAAACGUCUUCGAGCACUUCCCGUCGUACCGCUGCAUCCACUGGGACGAGCCCGAAGGGCGCACGAGCUCGGGUAGGGUCGCUUCGACCGACUGGUACUGGUUGAGAGCCGAAGACCUCUCGCAAAAGGUCGACUACCUCAUCAAGCAGUUUCGCAAACGGCGGAUGGACAGCUUCAGCUGGGAAAUGGGCAUCUGCCUACCGGGACGCUUUCUCGAGCUUCUCGCGCGGAUCCAGCCCCGACUGCAGGAUCUGACGCUCGUGACCGACGGUCACUGUCCGGAGGAGGGCGACCGGGCCCAAGCCGUUUCGCUCAGCAACGUCUACUUCCCACACCUUCGAAAGCUCACCUGGAUCGGUCCGGGAAGCGUCGUUCGCCUGUGGGAGCUCUUCAGCAACCAUGCGGACCAGCUGGAGGAGUUUGAGAUGAAAUGGACCUCCCUCGACCUCAUGGAGGACAACUUUGCCCUGGCGGACAGAGAGGACUGCGGGCUAUGGGCGCUGCUGCGACACGGCAACCUGCUGCGGGCCCGGGCCGCUUCCGGAGGAGGAGGCCAUCGCGGUCGGCCGUCCGGGUCCGGCAGCGAGACGCCCUUCUUGAGCCUCACGCCGUCGCUGCCUCCCGGGCGCGUCGAGAUGCCGUACCUUCGAAGUCUCAGCCUCUCGCACGUGACGCUCGGUCCGCUCGCGUACACGGAGCUGGAUUUGCUCAGGCUCGAAUCGCUGACGCUCCGAGACUGCCCCUCGUGGGUCAACUUUUGCCAAGGGCUCGUCGACUCGGGAAUGCCGCUGAGCCUCAAGUGUCUCGAGCUCCAGAGCGGACUGGAGAGGUGGGAGGCGCCCGAGGACGCGGCACCGGAGCGGGACUGGAUCUGGGUGCGGCUCAUCGAUGCCGUCGACAGGCUCGAGGAGCUGUACGUGAGCGUCCGCGUCGGACGGCCUGUCCCGAGCGUCGCGCUGUGGGAUCAUGUUUCGAAGCACCGGAAGACGCUGACAACAUUCGUGCACCACUUUCGGGAGGACAUUGUCGACCACCCGGACAGAAACGUCGACGACGGCACCUACGACGUUCUGGACUUGGGCAUCAAAAACGCCCUCGAGCACAUUGUCGUGCAGAGGGCCUUUAUGCACCUCCACCUGGACGCCCUUGGUCUGCCGUGCGACCCGAGGAUCUUGCCACCGCUGCUUGAGCCUUUUCGGGAGAGGACGACGCUCAAGUUCAUCCACAUCCGACAAUCGGCCUCGGAUGCGCAGGGCUGCCUGCCGGGACCGAUGCACUUCACCACCUGCGGUCGACGUUUGCAGUAUCCGCUGUACCACGGAAACUUGCAUCAGACGUACAACGACUGCCUGACGCAGAUUUUCGGCCGACAGGGUGUGCCGUCCGUCGAGCAGGUUGCCUUUGGGGACUUUUCCAUCCCACGCUGCAGGAGCUGCUGGAAAAACUUCAUCGCCGAGCGGGAUACGACCGCCAAGGAAGGCUUCCGCUUCCUCGAGCUGACGGAGCUCGAAGGCUUCCGGGCCUUGUGCCGGCACCGAAGGAUUCUCGAGUCGUGCCCCUGGGAGGAGUUUGAGACGGAGUCGGUCGGCCCGUCGACGGUUGAGCUCGAGGAGGCGCGCGAGAGCAUCAUGCAGGGGUACAAACUCUGCGCAGGCAAAAGCCCGACGCACGAGGUUGACCCGUACAACGAGUUCUCCGACGCCGGAGAGCCUGAAACGGACGACGAGGACAGGGGCGACCCAGACGGCGGCGAGUACGCGUACGAGGCAUACGAGGAUGACGAGGCAGUAGCUGGGUGGAUUGAUGAUGUUUGA